This is a messenger RNA of Leptidea sinapis, 2581 nucleotides long. RefSeq lists its product as uncharacterized. Lineage: Eukaryota; Metazoa; Arthropoda; Insecta; Lepidoptera; Pieridae. The transcript has 2 exons. The record is from RefSeq and is a predicted model, not a curated record. Bases 1148 to 2188 code for a protein of 346 amino acids.
CAUCAUUGUUUUUCUGAGAUCAGGUCAUAAGACCUGGUAUUUGUUUCAUGAACGUUAGAAUAUUAAUUUUAAUAUCUUUGGGAGUAAAAAUGUCCUGUACCUUUUAUACCGCUGUCUGCCAUGUACGCCACUGUCACACAGAUUUUCUAGAUUGGGUCUUUCUAUAAUCUGUCUAUCACUGACUGAACCUUCAUAAUAUUCUGAGAUUUGAAUAAAAUCUAUGUUAAUAUUAAGGUUUUUCAGCGUUCCUUCUAUAAGAUAAAAUAUUUAUUGAUGAUUCUUUACAGUUUCUUUUAUGCCGUGUAGUAAGGAUUAUUUUUCCUAUUCCUAUCUUCCAGAUAUUUCACUUUUCCAUAAAAUCGUUGUAUCUCAGUUUUUAGGUAAUUAUUUUCUACCAAAAUUGGUUUCAGCGUCUCAUCUAUGUUUCGUAAGACACUUUCAGUUACACUUUGUGUAAUUGUUGCGGUUUGUUGAUUAAGUUCAGAUUUCACUAUCGGAAUAGCAUUGCCAUAUCCUGUUGUGUAGUUAACGUAGCACGGCACGAUGUAAACGCAGCACUGAGCGCCGUCGCGUUGACGCGGGCUGUGAUCGAAUGACUCACCGCUUGCCUCUGCCGCCGUAUCGGUGUUCUUGUUCGACUCGUAUAACAACUUACUGGCUUUAUUCACUUUGAUUUCAAUGUAUUAUUAGGAUAAUUUCUGUUUCCUUUAAAUAUAUACGUUGAUUUUUCAAUAAAAGAGUGAUUUACCUGUACAGUUUGUAGUAUUGUAAAGGUUGGCACUUAACGACAACUUUUAACGGCACUUUAUAUUUAUUGUUUGCGGAGCAAAAAACUAAAACCCACCUUUACUAACAAAUGUCGGUCGCUUGUCGUAUAAGAGUUUAUUAAAUGGUGUUAAAUGUUCAUUUAUAUAUAUUCUUCUAGUAGCACUUGGGAUAUUUAUGUCAGUGGUGGUUACACCCUCCUUCGAGCAAACGCCGGACAGAAUGGAGUCGCGAAGUAACCGCGACCCCUUAAGGAGGCCAUACACGCUACGGUCUACCGGAGAGGUAAUCUGUGCAGGUAUGCCUGCGUAGGUCAACCGAACAAUGGUAGCGUGUAUGGGGACGUUCCGGUGUAUCGGAGCGGUCUUCAGUUCUCUUUGCGAUGGCAUCGAAUAUGGACGAUGACACGCUGGCGUUGCUAGGUCUUGCUUUAAUUUUGAAGAAAAAUGAUACGAAAAACAAGCGAAGAAAGUGGUGUGAGCAUUGGUUAUUGAAAAGGAAAACAUAUAGUCAUGUUAAUUUAAUAAAUGAAUUGAAAUUUGAGCCAGAAGAUUUUAAAAACUAUCUUCGAAUGGACGAGAAAACAUACCUUAAACUACUUGAAAUGGUAACUCCUAUGAUAAAAAAAGAAGACACAGUUAUGGGAAAUAGUAUUUCUGCGCACGAAAGAUUAUCAGUUACAUUGAGAUUUCUCGCAACUGGUAGAAGUUAUGAGGACCUGAAGUUUUCAACAAUUAUUUCGCCUCAGGCACUUGGUAAAAUUAUUCCUGAAACAUGUGAGGCUUUGUAUAAAGUACUUAGAAGAGAUUAUUUGAAGUUUCCUACAUCUGAAGAAGAGUGGAAGGAAAUAGCAAAGAUGUAUGAAGAUCGAUGGAACUUUCCUCAUUGUCUUGGUGCAAUAGAUGGAAAGCACAUAGCGAUUGUUCCACCGGCUAAUAGUGGAUCGUAUUUUUAUAAUUAUAAAGGGCAACAUAGCGUAGUUCUUGUGGCAAUUGUUAAUGCAAAAUACCAAUUUAUGUAUAUAGACAUUGGCAUGAAUGGCAGAAUAUCCGAUGGAGGGGUUCUACAACCCACUAAAUUUGUUGAAAAAUUAGAAAAUAGUGAUUUACGUAUUCCAAGCAGUGAAUUGUUAACAGGAAGUAACCGAAAUUUACCAUAUGUAUUUGUGGCAGAUGACGCGUUCCCAUUACGCCCCGAUAUGAUAAAACCGUUUCGGCAGACAGAUUUAACAUCGCAAGAAAGAAAAAUUCUGAAUUACAGAUUAUCUCGUGCGAGGCGGACUGUUGAAAACGCUUUCGGGAUAAUGGCAUCACGAUUUCGGAUAUUUUAUACUCAUAUAAAUUUAGAACCCGAAAAUACCGAUAAAGUAGUGAAAGCAUCUUGUGUAUUACAUAACUUUUUAAUUGAACACUCAAAAAAGUAGUAUGCACCUCAAAAAUCUUUUUAUCGAGAAAACUCUGAAAACGGGACUAUAAUUUCUGAAGGAUACAAUACACAAAAUAGUACCAUGGAAAACUUGGAAAGAAGAAACCCAGGAAAUACUUUGAACAACGCGAAGAUUGUCCGAAACAAUUUUAUGAAUUAUUUAAUCAGGAGGGAAGGGUUCCAUGGCAAAAUGAUCAUGUAAAUUAAAAAAUAAGGCUGAACGGGCAGAGUAGGUAGUUCUAAAUACAUAGUUAUUAGUGAUGUACAGGAUCGUUACGCGGAUACGGAUCUUUAUUUUCGAUGAUACGGAUAUCCGGAACAUCACUAAUAGUUAUAUUAUAAGCUUUAGUGAAAUUUAGAAUGACUGUAAAUACAAAAUAAUUAUGUGUUA